CGGAAAUUACUGCCCGUCACAUCGGCUGAUGUCGUGGAAGUCAUUUCCACAUUCUUAUGUUAUUGCCAUACAAUAAAAGCUCUGGAAACUUCGCAAUUGACCUAAACGUUGUGGGAAGACAUUUGUUCACGGCUCUUGGAAGAGGUCGAUGUGAGUAUUGCUAUGUCGAGCCAAGUUUAUUUGAUAGUCUCCCAUGUUUGGACCACCACACUCAUAAGAAAACAACUUGUGAUGGAUGCGUUAUCCGCAGUCGCUCAGUUAACCCUAGAAAAUGCCAGGAUUGUAAUUUCUCAUAUUCAUUUAAAAUCAUCGACACCUCAGACUGUUAUGAAUCUUGCAAAGCUUAUAUCCUUCAGAAAGUGUCCUAUAAGGCCGAGCAGUGUGCAGAAUCUUGUAAAAAUUGUGCCCAGUGCAUUCACGCUGAAUAUGCUGAAGAGCCAGGCACCCUUAUCGAAUUAUUUUUAAAUCCAAUCUACAAAAGCCCAACCUUUGACGAACAUAUUGAAUUCGUCAAUAACAAGCUCGAAAAAGCGCAAGAGUAUGCAGAAAAGCGAAGAGAAUCAUCCUCCAAAAGCAAUUAAAAACAUUGACAAGGUAAAUGAGAUUGUUAGAAAUUGUGAUAUUAACGAUUUGUGUUUUGACCCUAUAAAAGAAUCUUCUUCAACUAGAUUAAGUAAUAACAAUUAUAAUAAUUUUUGUGAUAUGUUUUUAAAAUACAAAAUCACUAACCAGUC
Hydra vulgaris (swiftwater hydra) is the source of this 734-nucleotide messenger RNA. NCBI's taxonomy places the organism in Eukaryota, Metazoa, Cnidaria, Hydrozoa, Anthoathecata, Hydridae. The record is from RefSeq and is a predicted model, not a curated record.